AUGGUUAAUUGUCAAUACUAUGGCCACCAACGAACCCGCAAAGUCGCCCUUUUCGUGACAGCCGCCGUCGUCCUCCUGAGCGCCAUCCUUGAACUGGCCCUCGUCCUCGCAGUUCGCCCUAUCAAAAACGACCACACCAAAGACAUGAUCCUCCAGUUCUGCGGGAUCUUCGCCUCCAUCCUCAUCGCCGUCGCUCUGUUUCCUCAAUAUUGGGAGAUUUACAAGUUAAAAGCAGUCAUUGGGAUCUCUCUGGUCUUUAUUAGCAUCGAUAUACUGGGAGGGGUGUUCAACGAUUUGUCGUUGGUGUUUAAGGAGGAGUUUGAUGUCAUCGCUGCGUGCCAGUAUACUGUGGUAGUUGUUCUCGAUAGCGUUAUAAUCCUUGCAGCUGGAUUCUUCAAAGUGAAGGACUGGAGGAACCGGGGGUCAAUCUCUGCGAGGGAUGAUAAAACACAGCAACAGACAUGUCGCGUGGAAGAUCUGCAUUCCAGGACCCUGUCCACUGCUGAUACUACGCUUUCCGUGUCUCGGCUCCCAUCGUUCCACCAAGCAGAAGUCCAAGUAGGGGACCCAGCACUUUCCGAAGCAGGUGGAAAGGCGGAGGCGCGUCGGGACUCGGAAGGCGACCGGAAGGAAGGCGCGUCCAAUGGGCCGGUCACCGGCAAUUCGCGCGAAAAAACGCGUCGCGUUGAACGCGCCAAGGACCUUGUGUUGGCUGCCCAUGGACCAACAGCGAUCCUGGAGCUCGAGACUCGCAAUGACUACGGAAAGAACGACAACGAAAGGUCUUCCGGGAAUCCAGAACAAGUGACCUCUCCGCCGCCAACGUCGACAGGCACGGUCAAUGCGAAUCGCAAGGUACGGGGACGGGGAUGCGAUGCUAGCAUGGGCCCUGAAGGCCUGAAGGCUCGGAAUAUGUCCCUAUGA
Messenger RNA from Coprinopsis cinerea okayama7#130, 924 nucleotides. RefSeq names its product PQ loop repeat protein. The record is from RefSeq and is a predicted model, not a curated record. The coding region runs from base 1 to 924 and encodes 307 amino acids. Lineage: Eukaryota; Fungi; Basidiomycota; Agaricomycetes; Agaricales; Psathyrellaceae. The transcript has 5 exons.